Molecule: messenger RNA, 2078 nt
Organism: Stegodyphus dumicola
Lineage: Eukaryota; Metazoa; Arthropoda; Arachnida; Araneae; Eresidae
Product: zinc finger protein 502-like
Source: RefSeq, a predicted model, not a curated record
UCCAUGACGUCAAAAUUCGAAAAGUGGGGUAGGGUUUGGAAAUACGCGGCGCCGAAGGGAAGCCAAGCUUCAAGAAGAAGUAUAACUCUCUCUUAUGUAUUUGUAUAUUGAAGAAGUUUUUGUGGCAAAUUAAUUAUUAGUUUUUUAUUCUACACAGCUGAAUACUUCGUAAAUCGUGUACGAUGAAAUGUGAAAUCUGUUAGAACAUUUAAAGUGAGCUUGAAAGUUGCUUGUUCAAACAAUUUUAAUCUUCGCCUAAUAACUGUAGAAAAAUCAGAACUCAACCCAAUCCUAAUGCAUUGCAUAUGAUCUAAUUGUAUAAAUUUAUAAUUAAAGAUGUGUGUGUACUCUAGCGGGAUAUCAUUUACGUGUGAGGUAUAAUAAAUCAAAGCUUGUUUAUAUCAAACAUUAGCAACAGUAAAUGUUGACAUUUUUGUAAAGAUAAUGACAUCUGUAUUUGCAAGAUAUUAAUGUUAAUCUGAAGAAUCCAACAACUACUUUUUAUAAAAUUUGAUAAAAAAAAACCUUUUUAAAAUCGCACAGAACGCGAAUGUUAUAACGUGUGUAGCAACUUAUGAUAUUAAGGUCGUCAGCUUAUAGUUCUCUACAAGCUGGGAAAAAACUUCCGAGGAGGAACGUAUCGAAUCAUCUGGAAGACAUCAAUAUUUUAAAGUACAUCUAAAUCUAUUCAGAAGUGAAACCACAUGUGUGAAAUCAUUUAAAUUAAAUGGUACUUUAAACAAGCUUAUUCACACAGGACAGAAUCUUCUCUUAACUGAGGAAUGUAAAAUGCCAUUCACACAGAAAGAUAAAUUAAACAAACCUAUGCAUAUCCAUGCAGGAGAGAAGCGUCAUGUGUGUGAGGUAUGUAGCAAAUCAUUUAGACGAAAUGCUGAUUUUAUCAAGCAUAUAUUUAUUCACACAGGAGAGAAACCUCAUGUGUGUGACACAUGUAACAAGUCAUUUAGAAAAAAGGAUCAUUUAAAUGACCAUUUGCUUAUUCACACAGGAGAGAAACCUCAUGUGUGUGAAGUAUGUAAUAGAUCAUUCAGAGUAAAAUAUAAUUUAACUGAGCAUAAGCUUAUCCACUCAGGAAAGAAACCACAUGUGUGUAAAGUAUGUAACAAUUCAUUCAGAGUGAAGCGUCAUUUAAAUGAGCAUAUGCUUAUUCACACAGGAGAGAAAUCUCAUGUUUGUGAGGUGUGUAAUAAGUCAUUUAGAGUGAAGCGUAUUUUAAAGCAGCAUAUGCUUAUUCACAAAGGAGAGAAACCUCAUGUGUGUGAUAUAUGUAACAAAUCAUUCAGAGUAAAAUGUGAUUUAAAUAAGCAUAUACUUACUCAUGGAGGAGAGAGAUCUCAUGUGUGUGAGGUAUGUAAUAAGUCAUUUACUCAGAAAGGUAGUUUAGCUGAUCAUAUACUUAUUCACACAGGAGAAAAACCUCAUGUAUGCGAGGUAUGUAACAAAUCUUUUAGAGUGAAGUAUAAUUUAAAUGAGCAUAGGCUUAUUCAUACAGGAGAGCGACCUCAUGUGUGUGAGGUAUGUAACAAUGCAUUUAGAUUAAAGCGUCAUUUGAAUGAGCAUAUGCUUAUUCACACAGGAGAGAAAUAUUAUGCGUGUGAUGUCUGUAAUAAGUCAUUUAGACUGAAACGUAUUUUAAAGCAGCAUAUGUAUGUUCACACAAAAGAGAAACAUAACGUGCAUGGUAUGUGUAAUGAAUCAGUCUGAAUAAAGUUUCAUUUAAAUUAGCAUUUGCAUACUCACAAAGGAGUGAAAUCUCUUGUUUGUGAGGUAUAUACCAAAUCAUUUAGAUAAAACUGCUUUAAACAAGCAUAUGCUUAUUUACAUGAGAAAGAAAUUCAUGAGUUGUAUGUGUAAGACCCUUGAACAGAAAAACAUUUUCAAGGAGACAUCUAAACAGAAUAGAAACCUCAUGUCUUUUGAAGUAUAGUUAAAUAAAUAAGAUAUAUCUGUGUAGUACUGACUUACCCAUCUUGUAAAAGAAAUCUUAUUAUAUGAGGUGUGUAACGUGUCAUUUCAUUUACAUUCUUAAUAAAUUAUUUAUUUUUUUUAGGAGAGAA